This is a messenger RNA of Trichoplax adhaerens, 1728 nucleotides long. RefSeq lists its product as uncharacterized. The record is from RefSeq and is a predicted model, not a curated record. Lineage: Eukaryota; Metazoa; Placozoa; Uniplacotomia; Trichoplacea; Trichoplacidae. Bases 1 to 1728 code for a protein of 575 amino acids. The transcript is spliced from 12 exons. Gene Ontology annotation, molecular function: RNA binding.
AUGACUAGAUUUGAAAAUUGGAGCAAAAAGUUGUACAGUAUGGGAAGUGACAAAACGAAGAAACGUGAAACGGCAGCCGUCAAGAAAGGCAAGGCUGCUGAGAAAACGAAACAAGCGGAUGUAAAGAAAACUAAGAGAAAGGAAUCCGAGAAGCAUUCUAAUCCCGCCGUCAAGCCAGCUAAGGUUGCUAAAAUACCUGAAAAGAAAAGUAAUCCCAAAAAGGCAAAUAAACGCUCAAAAGUAACGGCCCCUCCUACUCCCUCGGACAGCGACAGCGAUGAUUCCUCAGAAGAUAGCUCGAGCGUCGAAGAAGUUACUGAUCCGACUCCUGUAGCGGAUACUUCUGACAGCGAUAACUCCGAUUCUUCUGAAGAGGAGGCCGCUGAAAAAAUGCAAGUCGAUAGCGAUUCUGAAUCGUCGAGCGAAGAUUCAGAUAGCGAGAGUGAAGAUAGUAGCAAGGAAAUAAGCAAGGUAGCUACGAAGGUAAAAGCCGAUAAAAGCAGUAGCACAAGCGAUGAUGAUGACGACAGUAGCGAUGAAUCAGACUCAAAUGUUCAACCUGUUGGUGAGGAUGCCAGCAGUGAUGACGAGAGUGAAGAAGACAGUGAUGAUUCCGAAGACGAUAGCGAAGAGGAAUCAACAACGAAAGAUACCCCUGUAGAAAAGUCUAAAGAAAGUGACGAUGAUUCUGACAGUGAAAGUGAAGACUCUGAUGAAUCUAAUAAUGAUGACAGUUCAGACGAUGAUUCAGAUGAUAGUGAUGCAGAGGUAAAGAGCAAAGAGGCUAAAAUCCAAGCAGACGCCAGCGAUGACUCUAGUGAUAGUGAAGAUUCAGAAUCAGAUUCCAACGAACAAACGAACGAGAAAGAAAAUGGUAAAAAAGUAGCUGACAAGGGUAAUAAUUCUGGUUCCAAAAAGCGAAAAUCAGAAUUUAAUGAUGCUACUCCGAGCUUCAAGCGUUCGAAAGAAGAAGAAGAAGAAGAAGGCGGAAAAACUGUAUUCAUUGGUAAAAUAUCUUAUGAUACCGAUACAGACAGUUUAACUAAUUUUUUUACAAGUAACGGUUUGGAGCCUGCUUCCGUUAGAAUUAUUACCGAUAGAAAUACUGGGGAUUCGAAAGGAUUUGGCUAUGCCGAUUUUGAGACUGUAGCGGAUGCUCAAAAUGCUAUCAAAUUAGAUGGAUCUGAGUUGGAUGGAAGAAAUCUAAGAAUAAAUGAUGCUAACGCAAAGCCAACUACACCAUCUCAACAACGCCGUAGUUUCUCAAAUCCAUCGAGCGGAGGUAGAGGAGGCGGUGGUGGCAACAGUGAACCGUCUACCUGCCUAUUUGUAAAAAAUUUAUCUUAUAAUACUACCGAAGAAACACUACAGAAGCUAUUUAAAGAUUGCAAAAAUGUUAGAAUAGCAACAGACAGAGAAACUGGUAAACCACGUGGUUUUGCGCAUAUAGAUUUUUAUGACUCCGAAGCCACCUCGAAAGCUCUAAAAAAUAUGCAGAACAAAAGUAUAGAUGGACGAAAUAUAUUCCUAGAUUUUGCCGGACAAAGAUCGAAUUUUUCCCCAGGUGGGGGAGGUGGUCGACCACGACGUGGAUUUAAUAGAUCCUUUGGACAGCAACGUGGUGGAGGCGGACAGCGAGGAUUCUCAAGGCCUAGAGGGUCUGGUCCUCCAGCUUCAAAAAAAGGAUCUAUUCAGGAAUUUCGAGGAACUAAAAUCUCUUUUGAUUAA